This is a messenger RNA of Suillus bovinus, 1463 nucleotides long. RefSeq lists its product as uncharacterized. The coding region runs from base 84 to 1052 and encodes 322 amino acids. The transcript is spliced from 8 exons. The record is from RefSeq and is a predicted model, not a curated record. Lineage: Eukaryota; Fungi; Basidiomycota; Agaricomycetes; Boletales; Suillaceae.
AUGUCCUUGAAAAGGUCGCUCGUAUCAAGGAUUUCCAAGAUGUAAGCAAACUAGCGAAGGCCGAUCAAUAUUUAAGUGCCAUCAUGACGAUCCCAAGACUCCCGCAGCGGUUGGAGUGCAUGAUAUAUCGCCGAAAACUGGAACUCGAGAUCGAGGAAAUUCGUCCGGAUCUAAAAACCGUUCAUGAUGCGUGUAAAGAAUUACGAGCAUCUGCGCGUUUCAAGUUGACAUUACGGGCUAUACUCACAGUUGGUAACGCAUUGAAUGGAUCCAGCUUUCGUGGAGGUGCCUGUGGGUUUCGCUUGGAGGCGCUCAUGAAGAUGAAAGAAACGAGGACUGCGAAGGCCAGUUCAGAAUGUCCCACCCUCCUGCAUUAUGUUGCCCGAGUCCUCGUUCGCACCGAUCCGUCGCUUACACUUUUUAUCGAUGAGAUGCCUAGUGUGGAAUCAGCUGCUCGCAUCUCGUUCCCCACGUUGCAACAGACCGUCCAGUCUUUACUUACGUCACUGGACAAGGUCAAAGAAGAAAUAAGUCUGCUAAAGCAGAUUCGCACACCCUCGGAUAACGACCAAUUCGUGACAAUCAUGCAGCCGUUUACCCUUGAAGUGGCGCAACGCGUGGACGCGCUCAAUAAGAUGGCUGCCCUCGUCGAAGUAGACUUACGAGCUCUCUUCUCUUACUAUGGCGAAGACCUGGAUUCACCAGAGGGACCAAAGCCAGAUGAUUUCUUUGGGAUGAUCUGCUCAUUUUCAUCAUCAUUACAGAAAGCCGGUUUGGAAAUCCACGAUGCACAAAAGAAGGCCCCUCGCUUGACUCAGGGGAAGAUGUCAUCUUCGCUGCCAAGUAAUUCUGAAGAGACUGUCAAGACACAGCAUGAUCCCUCGCACGACUUACUCAUGCCCUCUGCCGGCACGCACGAACCUUCAUCUAUCAGUCGCGGUAAUCUGGACGAAGCCAUACGUAGUUUGAGAGAAGGUCGUAAAAGAAGUCGUGCCCGUUCCAUCGCCAAAGCGAGCAAGAUUUUUCUUGAUGGGCGACCCGACAUCUCGUGAUAGCAACCUUGGCGGUUGGAGAACUCUAAUUUAAAUUACGCAACAACUGGGCUGGGAUCAAUGAUAUUUUCAUUGAAUGAUAAGUAGGUCAGAACUUCCCUCCAAUCUUCGCCACGCUAGGACCUGCUGAAAUACACGAGGUCACAGAAUACAAAAAGGACUUAUCUUUCUGAAUGGAGAUCCGAAUGUAUGGUUCCUGACUGCUAAGCUGGUGACAGGAAUACGCUCCUUCUUGGUGAUAUUAUAAACAGAGGGGCUUGAUUCAUUAUUCAGAACUGACAAUCUGGACUCUGGAACGCCGCGAGCGUGAUAGUAAAUAGACGAGCCUCGUGGUCAGUGACAGCCCGUGAAAAACAGACUAUAAUUAGGGGGAAAUAAUUCCUACCUGCACAAGGACACUUCCGUGACAGU